CCGCACUUGAAAUUGCAUUUGAGUUUAUAAUCGAAGUUCCAAGAUGUGCUGAUGAAAUUGGUGGAUAUCUCGUAGUGCUGUGGGGGAGGGGGCUGAACGAGGGUAUCACCGUUAAAAAGGACAAGGAGGGAUGAGAUUUAUGGAGAGUGGAGUGAGGAGAAUUGGGGUCGCGCAGGCGUCGAGUGAACGCCCGCCUUGGAGUACCCAAUACGGAGUUAGUAGUGGUCCAGGGUGGAAAAUGCAUCAUUGCACGGGAGUGUCAGCCUGCAGUCGUGUUUGCCUUCAAAAUCAAAAUAUGCAGCCCCGUAAUAAUGGGAUAUGUGAUAAAAUCGAGAAAUAUAUAUCCGAACUGAGCCAGUGGUCAGUAUGGAGAACUAUAAUUCUCGGGCAGUUUUUAUCGAUAGUUCUCUACUGGAUGACGCUGUUGAAUCAUCACAUAAAUACGGUUUCCCUCCCGAAGCUUUCGAUACCCACAGGACAAAAUAUGCCGCACUACGCAAUGAUGUGUCUGGUGUAUACGACGUGGAUGUCCUGCAGAGGUGCUGGCAAUGGACUUUUUUCUGUGCUAAAAUCACGAGGCUGGCGGUAUCUCCUGCUUGCCCUCAUAGAUGUUGAGGCAAAUAUACUUAUAACUUCCUCUCAUCAGUUUACAAGCCUCGCCAGUAUUCAGUUGCUGGAUUGUGUGGCAAUUCCCGUUGCACUCGCACUCUCGUGUCUUGUGCUUGGCGUGAGAUAUCGAAUUGUUCACAUUGUGGGAAUCUCCGUCUGCCUCAUGGGAGUUGGAUGUCUUGUGUGGGCUGGAAUCGAUGACAAUAAGGAUCUUGGUGUUAAUGCAAAAAAUCAACUCGUCGGCGACAUGCUAUGCCUGGGUGGAGCAGUCCUUUUUUCAGUGACAACGGUCCUCCAGGAAUUGGCAGUGAAAAGCGUCGAUAUAAUUGAAUAUCUCGGAAUGAUUGGAUUCUUCGGAACCAUUUUGAGUUGCAUUCAAAUCGGGGCAUUGGAGAGAGUUCAAAUCGAAUCAGCCACCUGGAGUACAGCAACGCCAGUCGUCAUUACUGCCCUAGCAUUCUAUUGCAUCACUCAAUUUGUAUUCUUCUCCCUCGUUCCUGUUAUUCUCUUCGAGUCUGGUGCAACUGCAUUACAAUUGACCCUUCUCACUGCGGAUUUUUUCAACGUUCUUAUUGGCAUGCUAGCCCAUAACUACAAGUUUCAUACAUUGUACUUCCUCUCUUAUACAUUGACAAUGACGGGAAUUUUCAUUUACGCCAUAAAGAGGACUCCCAUGUCCUCGGCCUCGAGGAGACAACAGCAACUCGAGACACCGGCUCCCGAUUACAGUGACGUGAUUUUAAGACGAAUGUCUCACCCGGAUGGUGGUGAGGUGGAAAUGGCAACGAGCUCGGGUAUGUCGGCAGUUAGUGGCACUCUGGAUGUAUUGGACAUCAAGGCAUCCUCAACACUGGGCAGCGAGCGAGAGACAAUGGAUGCAAACAGUCUCCCAUUGAGCGUGAGCUCAGAUACAGCAUUUACGUCAUUUUAUGGUAGCCAGGCCAAUUUGUAAAAUAAUUAAUACCAGACUAAACUAUGAAAUUUCCAUUCGAAGAAUAGAAAAGGACGAAGAGGAUGCGACAAGAAAUCUCAGUGAUUCGCAUCUCAUUUCUUCCCUCUUCUCGCCGAGAGAAAAAAUAAAUAAAAAGCGGAAUCAAAGUAGCUAGCAUACUCUGAACAUAACGUGGACCACGUUGAGCGAGAGGAGUAAUUUCAUGUUCUUCCUAGAAUAAUAAUGUGCGGCCUAGAACAGUCGGUAGUUAUGUCUUUGUGAAAGCAAAAACAAAUUUUUCUUUGUAUGUGAAACUUUGAAAAAUUUAUAAUGAAGAAUAACAAUAUUUGUUAACGAUGAAAAUGUUUUCUUUGUAAACUGAGAAAUAAUUUCUCUCGUCUUCUAGUCGAUCCGUGAUAUACGUAAAUGAAUCGUGCCAGUAUUUAAAUGACGGAGAGCACA
Diachasmimorpha longicaudata is the source of this 2002-nucleotide messenger RNA. Its product is annotated as solute carrier family 35 member F2-like. Gene Ontology annotation, biological process: transmembrane transport. NCBI's taxonomy places the organism in Eukaryota, Metazoa, Arthropoda, Insecta, Hymenoptera, Braconidae. The transcript is spliced from 8 exons. Gene Ontology annotation, molecular function: transmembrane transporter activity. Gene Ontology annotation, cellular component: membrane. The record is from RefSeq and is a predicted model, not a curated record. Bases 131 to 1561 code for a protein of 476 amino acids.